This is a messenger RNA of Seriola aureovittata, 962 nucleotides long. RefSeq names its product DnaJ (Hsp40) homolog, subfamily C, member 15 (gene dnajc15). Gene Ontology annotation, biological process: protein import into mitochondrial matrix. Gene Ontology annotation, molecular function: ATPase activator activity. The coding region runs from base 44 to 496 and encodes 150 amino acids. NCBI's taxonomy places the organism in Eukaryota, Metazoa, Chordata, Actinopteri, Carangiformes, Carangidae. The record is from RefSeq and is a predicted model, not a curated record. The transcript is spliced from 6 exons. Gene Ontology annotation, cellular component: PAM complex, Tim23 associated import motor.
GGUACAAAACGGAUGAACUCUGGUGACGUAGCAGGGAGACAACAUGGCGAGCGGCAGCGGAGUGACCAUGGAUGGAGGAGACAUGAUGCGAUAUGCUGAAUACACUCCAAAAACAACGGCAAGGAGCGACGCAGAGAUAGACAGACGGCUGGGAGGAACUCUGAUUGCAGUCGGUCUUGGUGUGGCUGCUGCAGGUUUUGCAGGCCGCUAUGCAUUCCAGCUGUGGAAGCCUCUUGGACAAGUCUUCUCCGAAACUGUCAAGAAGAUGCCCACAUCAGCUUUCUCGUCGUAUUACAAAGGUGGUUUUGAGCAGAAGAUGUCCAAACGAGAGGCCAGCCUCAUUCUUGGCAUCAGCCCAGUCAGCACUAAGGCCAAGGUACGUGAUGCCCAUCGAAGGAUCAUGGUCCUGAACCAUCCAGAUAAAGGUGGGUCACCGUAUCUCGCUGCAAAGAUCAAUGAGGCCAAAGACCUUUUGGACAAAGACAUCCGGCGAUAACCUGCACUGUUCACAAACACUUUAGAGACUUCCAUGACUUGGUUCAUAAUCUCAGCUCUGUUGUACUGCUCCAUCAAUAAUGACAUCAACACCAGACCUGGACCUCCACUCCGGCUCCUGGAAGAUGACAGAAAAAUAUAUAUCAUGACAGUGUCCGUCUUUAGCUGGUUACAUAACUUACCUCAAACUGUAUUUGUCAGUCUUCAGAACAUAUAAAUACGUAUUUUCAUGAGUAGGGAAUGUGGUACAGUUGGCCUCUAGUGGUAACUGUUGUGCAAAAAGAGGACAGUACUGCUGCUGGGUAUAACUUUUUGGAACGAGUACGCAUAUGUCAGCAUGUAAGUUAUUGCAUAGUGAUGUAAUCUAUUUAAUUAGAAUAAUAAAUUCUGAUGUUUCCAUGUUUAACAGUCACUACGGUCAUGGUGAAAAUAGUUUUUUUUUUUUUAAAAUAAACUUAAAAAAUAGA